Molecule: messenger RNA, 1976 nt
Organism: Mangifera indica (mango)
Lineage: Eukaryota; Viridiplantae; Streptophyta; Magnoliopsida; Sapindales; Anacardiaceae
Product: sugar carrier protein A-like
Exons: 4
Coding region: 270-1808 (512 amino acids)
Biological process (GO): monosaccharide transmembrane transport
Cellular component (GO): membrane
Molecular function (GO): monosaccharide transmembrane transporter activity
Source: RefSeq, a predicted model, not a curated record
UAUCUAGAUGCUAAUUUGAAGCUCACCACAUAUGGUAGAAAUUCUUAUUACAAAAAGGAAGUUUGAAGCCCAUUUCAUUGUUAACUUGUCAUGUCUUGCUUUUUCUGCCAAAACUAAGACAAACCCAGAAAAGUUUUUCUUCUUCUUCUAUAUGAUGAUGAGGAAGAACUGAAGGUUCUCAUAAGUUGCGUCUCGUAGAACUGAAAGUUUUGAUAAGUUGCAGCUGGUUUUAGUAAGUUUUGGGAGAAGAGAAAGGGAGGGAUUUGAAGAUGGCAGGAGGGCAUAUUGGACCAACUGGUGUGGCAAAGGAGAGAGCUGAACAAUAUCAAGGAAGGGUUACAUGUUAUGUGGUUAUUGCUUGCCUUGUGGCUGCAGUUGGUGGGGCAAUUUUUGGUUAUGAUAUUGGAAUUUCAGGAGGAGUGACAUCUAUGGAUCCAUUUCUUAAGAAAUUCUUUCCCCAUGUUUACAAGAAAAAGGGUCUUGCACAUGAAAAUAACUAUUGCAAGUUUGAUGAUCAAGGCCUUGCAGCAUUUACAUCUUCUCUAUACCUUGCUGGUUUGGUUGCAUCCCUUAUAGCUUCACCAAUUACAAGGAAUUAUGGCCGCCGUGCAAGUAUAAUUUGCGGCGGUGUCAGCUUUCUUACUGGCUCAGCUCUAAAUGCUGCAUCUGUCAACCUGGCAAUGCUCCUCUUGGGUCGAAUCAUGCUUGGUGUUGGCAUUGGUUUCGGAAAUCAGGCCGUUCCUCUAUAUUUAUCAGAGAUGGCUCCAACCCAUAUUCGAGGAGCCUUGAACAUGAUGUUUCAGUUAGCAACAACCCUGGGAAUUUUUACAGCAAACAUGAUCAAUUAUGGAACACACAGGCUUGAAUGGGGAUGGAGGCUCUCACUUGGCCUAGCUGCAUUGCCAGCUUCAUUGAUGACUUUGGGAGGGCUAUUUCUUCCUGAAACACCCAACAGUCUAAUCGAAAGGGGACUUGUAGAGGAAGGGAGAAAAGUCCUGGAGAAAAUCAGAGGAACCACACAUGUUGAUGCUGAGUUUCAAGACAUGAUAGAUGCAAGCGAAUUAGCUAACUCAAUAAAGCAUCCUUUCAGAAACAUCCUUGAGAAAAGGAACAGGCCUCAACUAGUUAUGGCCAUCUUCAUGCCCAUGUUUCAGAUCCUAACCGGCAUAAAUUCAAUUCUCUUCUAUGCUCCAGUGUUGUUUCAGUCCAUGGGGUUCCAGCGAAAUGCUUCUCUCUACUCCUCAGCUUUGACCGGAGCAGUUUUAGCAUCAUCCACUGUUCUUUCUAUACUAGCUGUAGAUAGAUUAGGCCGAAGAGUUUUACUUAUCAGUGGUGGAUUACAAAUGAUUACAUACCAGGUGGUAGUUUCGACAAUCUUGGGGCUGAAACUUGGCAACAAUCAAGUGCUAUCAAGAGGCUUUUCAGUGCUGGUGGUGAUAGUGAUAUGCCUGUUUGUAUUGGCUUUCGGAUGGUCAUGGGGGCCUCUAGGAUGGACAGUGCCCAGUGAAAUAUUCCCAUUAGAAACACGAUCAGCUGGGCAAGGCAUCACCGUUGCUGUGAACCUCUUCUUCACAUUUGCCAUAGCGCAGAGCUUCCUUUCUCUCCUCUGCGGACUGAAAUUCGGGAUCUUCCUCUUCUUUGCUGUAUGGAUUGCCAUCAUGACAACAUUUGUCUACUUCUUCCUGCCUGAAACCAAGGGGGUUCCCAUUGAAGAGAUGAUAUUCCUAUGGAGAAAGCACUGGUUCUGGAAGAAGAUCAUGCCGGAUAUCCAAUUCAAGCAAUUCGAUUCAGUGGAUCAAGUUACAUGAGAAUGUAAAUAGCAGAAGCAAGUUCAGCUGGCUCCCCAGAAAAAAAAGAUGCAACAGAGAGAUAUGCCCAAGUAAAUUAUUUACGAAUAUAGAAUCCUUGAAGCUUAAUGUACCCAAAACUUUAUUGGCAAUAAACUUGGCCAGAUUUGUUUGUGGCUUUUGCUCUCA